GUGAAAUCAAAUGACCACAUUUCAAGACGAUACUUGAAGUACGCGAUCAUUUAUAACUUUGAUAAUAAUGAAUCUGUUACUAUUUUUAUCGAUAUUUAUAUCAGUGCUAGUAAUAAAUAUUAGAAAUGUAAUAUCGAAAAUUAUACCAGAAGUUGAUUCCAGAAUAUAUUUUGGUGAAGAUGUCCGAUUUGGGGAGCACAAGUAUUUGGUUAACUUAGACAUUGAUAAAGGUGAAGACGACAUAUACACGUAUACCGGUAAUUAUUUCUGUAGUGGAUCUAUCAUUGGCGAGAAUUAUAUUGUAACUGCUGCCCAUUGUGCUUGUUACCCACGAAUAACAUUUAAAGCUAAGAGUUACUCUAAUACAAUAAUAGGUUAUGGAAAUACAACAUAUUCACAUCCUAAAUUCCACGAAUGCGGAUCUGUAAACAUCGUCUUUGAUUAUGCAGCUGUAGAUGUAGGUUUAUUUAAAACUGAAAACAAGAUAAUAUUCAAUCAAUUAGUUCAACCCAUCCCAAUGAGCAUGUCUGAAGUGAAAUUAGGUGAUGUUGUAACGAUAGCAGGGUACGGUCGGACAGAGACGGAAGAUUUUCCUAAAACCCCGAAACAGGCUGCACGCACAGUAAAAAAAUGUGAUGUACCGCAAAAUUUAUUUUGCACAUAUGGAAUCGUGCGAACUGGGCCCGGUGAUUCUGGAGGACCAGUGAUACAUAAAGGGCAACUCAUCGGAAUCACAUCGUGUGGAGAUUGUGAACGAGGCAAGAAUCAUCAUACUUGCAUUUCAUAUUACGCUAAAAUUCAAGUGCUGCUGGAAUUCAUGAAAACGUUAAAUAUUCCGUUGAUAACUAGUUUGGUGACUAUGAUCAUGUUACAAUUUUUAUCGUUUUUGAUACUAGUGUCAAUAAAUAUUGUCGAUGUAACAGCGAAAAGUGUACCAGAAGUUGAUUCCAGAGUAUAUUCAGGUGAAGAUGUUCGACCAGGGGAGCAUAGGUAUUUGGUCCUUUUAGAAAUCACAUACUCGUUUAACACCAUGACCAGAUGCAGCGGAUCCAUCAUUAGUGAGCAAUGGAUUGCUACAGCAGCUCAUUGCAGUUGUAAACCACAACUUACUUUUAAAGCCAUGAGUUUUUACCCUAAUACAAUAAUAGGUUAUGGUAAUAUCCAAUUUACACAUCCAAAUUUCAAGUCAUGUUAUACAACAACUAUCGAAUUCCACGAGGCAGCUGUCGAUGUAGGCUUACUUAAUACGCAUAACCGGAUAAUAUUCAAUCAGUUUGUUCAACCGAUCCAAAUGAGUGCGUCUGGAGUUAAUUUGGGUGAUGUGAUAACGAUAGCAGGAUAUGGUCACACAGAGACAGAAAUUUUGCCGAAUACCCCGAGACAGGCCGCAGUGACAGUACAAGACUGUAAUGUGAAGGAAAAUUUGUUGUGUUCGUAUGGACCGAAGCGAACUGCACCUGGCGAUUCUGGAGGACCAGUGACUCAUAAUGGAAAACUCGUUGGAAUAACAUCGUCUGGAAUUUGUAAUUCCAAUAUAUGUAUAUCUUAUUAUGCUAAAAUUGAAGUACUACUGGAGUUUAUAAAAAUGCUGAAUCCUAAGAUGUUAAUGAGUGAAUAAAAAUAAUUGUGGAUCUAUUUUUUUGUUAAGCAUGUGCAAAUUAGAUAGUUACGCAUAAUGCCAUAAUGAAUCACUACAAUAUUUACAUAUUAUGUAUAUGCUACUAUACUUAAAUAUAUGUAUUAAUUAAACAACCGCCUAUCAAAUACGAA
Molecule: messenger RNA, 1770 nt
Organism: Plodia interpunctella (Indianmeal moth)
Lineage: Eukaryota; Metazoa; Arthropoda; Insecta; Lepidoptera; Pyralidae
Product: ovochymase-like
Exons: 2
Coding region: 68-1618 (516 amino acids)
Biological process (GO): proteolysis
Molecular function (GO): serine-type endopeptidase activity
Source: RefSeq, a predicted model, not a curated record